Messenger RNA from Astyanax mexicanus (Mexican tetra), 2582 nucleotides. RefSeq names its product protocadherin gamma-A11-like. Gene Ontology annotation, molecular function: calcium ion binding. The transcript has a single exon. Gene Ontology annotation, biological process: homophilic cell-cell adhesion. Gene Ontology annotation, cellular component: plasma membrane. The record is from RefSeq and is a predicted model, not a curated record. The coding region runs from base 171 to 2555 and encodes 794 amino acids. Lineage: Eukaryota; Metazoa; Chordata; Actinopteri; Characiformes; Acestrorhamphidae.
UGCUCUAAAUAUCAAGACAGCAACUUGCCUAGCACGGAAGGAGCUCAUGUUAAAUACAACGGCACUCUUGUUUAUAUGACCAGAAUGGAUUAUGGACGUGUAUGCUUUGCUUUUAAAUACAUACUCUAAAUAUAUUCGAAACAGUAACAACAAUAAUACAUUAAUUCAGGAUGUUUCACCGCGAACAAAGGCGCAGAUGGGAGUGCUGGUGGAUUGCUGUACAUUUGUCUUUGCUGGUUUUCAUUUCGGAGCACGUCUCAGCUCAGAUAAGCUACUCUUUUCCGGAGGAGGUGAACGAGGGAUACGAAAUAGGGAAUGUUGCAAAGGAUUUGGGCCUUGAUAUCACUACACUGGUGGACAGACGGUUUCGUGUGGUUUCUGCAUCUGCUGAUGCUUAUUUUGAGGUAAAUCAGAACAAUGGGGUACUGACUGCCCUUAAGAAAAUCGACAGAGAGAUGAUUUGUGAGGAGAGUUCUGUAUGCACAAUGAAUGUAAAAAUUGCUGUGGAAAAUCCGUUUGAGAUUCAUUAUGUCGUUGUAGAAAUUGUCGACAUUAAUGAUCACGGUCCCCAUUUUCCUGAGAAAGAGCAGCAUUUCGAAAUAGCUGAAAAUACUCUAGCUGGGGCGCGUUUCGAACUCCAAAACGCACGUGACCCCGAUGUAGGGAGCAAUUCAAUUCGCCUCUAUAAACUUGAGAAAAAUAAUUAUUUUGAAAUGGAAAUGAGGGACAGUGAGGAAGAAGAGAAAAUUGCAGUGCUAGUGUUACAAAAGCCAUUAGACAGAGAACAAAAUACAAAGCACAAUUUAAUUUUGACCGCGCUGGAUGGAGGAAAUCCUCCCAAAAUAGGCAUAUUAAACAUUACUGUCACUGUUCUUGAUAUUAAUGACAAUCGCCCAGUUUGUAGUAAAGACGUGUAUCAUGUGACUCUAAGAGAAAAUAGUAAAGUAGGCACUUCUGUAGUACGAGUUAAUGCAACGGAUUUGGACGAGGGAUUGAAUGGGGAUGUUUUGUAUUCAUUUGGCAAAACUACUCGACGCAACGUUCACGACACAUUUAAACUUGAUAUCAACACCGGGGAAAUACAAAUAAAAGAGCCUGUUGACUUUGAAGAAAAUGAAGUUUACAGACUUAACAUACAGGCAUCAGAUAGAGGCCAACCGCCCAUGACAACAGAUUGUAGAGUCAUUAUAAAAAUAACUGAUGAGAAUGACAAUUACCCAACAAUAGAGGUAACAUCACUUUUUAAUAUUGUACCUGAAGACUCAAAACCAGGUUCUGUUAUUUCUUUGAUUAGUGUUACAGAUAAAGACAUGAGUAUGAAUGGUAAAGUUAUUUGUAGCAUUACUGAACAUGUCCCAUUUGAGCUAAAACCAUCUAUUCAGGAAAACAUGUACUCUCUAGUUACUAAAGGCUGUUUGGACAGGGAACUCGUCCAAAGUUAUAAUAUCCUAAUAAAAGCUACAGAUUUAGGACAGCCCCCACUAUCUACAUUUAAAACACUGCACGUGCAAGUAUCUGAUGUUAAUGAUAACUCUCCAGAAUUUGUUCAAAAUCCUCUGGAACUAUAUUUGUUGGAAAAUAAUGUCCCUGGUACGUCAGUGAUUUCUGUGAGCGCUUCGGACAAAGACCUAAAUGAAAAUGCUAUGAUAAUGUAUCAUAUCAUAAGGGAUGGUAGACAAAAGGAUAUGGGGACUUUCCUAAAUGUCAACUCCGAAACAGGCGUCAUCAGCGCACUACGAAGCUUUGAUUACGAAACCGUUAAAAAGUUCCAGUUCCGCGUGCUCGCUACAGAUUCUGGAACUCCGCCACUGAGCAGCAACGUCACAGUGAACGUAUUCAUACUGGAUCAGAACGACAACAUUCCAGUAAUCUUAUAUCCAGUCAGUUCUAAUGGAUCUGCUGAAGGUGUGGAGGAGAUUCCUCGCAAUGUGAACGCAGGGCAUUUGGUGACCAAAGUGAGAGCCUAUGACGCAGAUAUUGGAUACAAUGGCUGGUUAUUAUUUUCACUGCAGGAAGUGAGUGACCACAGUCUGUUUGGUUUGGACCGCUAUACUGGACAGAUAAGGACCCUCCGCUCAUUCACAGAAACUGAUGAAGCUCUGCAUAAACUGGUCAUACUGGUCAAAGACAAUGGCAACGUGUCCCUUUCAGCAACAGCGACUAUGAUGAUCAAAGUUGUGGAGCCCAAAGAGGCUUUUGCCGCUUCUGAUGUUUAUAACCCUAUAAAUGAUAAAGAGGACAAUGACAUUACAUUUUAUCUGAUCGUCACCUUGGGUUCUGUUUCAGUACUUUUUGUCAUCAGUAUCGUUGUGUUGAUUGCAAUGCAGUGCUCUAAAUCUACAGAUUAUUCCUCCAAGUACUUACAAGAUACUAAUUAUGAUGGGACACUGUGUCACAGCAUCCAGUACAGAUCAGGGGAUAAACGCUACAUGUUAGUUGGACCCAGAAUGAGUAUUGGUUCUACUCUAGUUCCGGGUAGUAAUGGAAAUACACUAGUGGUACCAGAUCGCAGAAGGACAUCUUUUGGAGAGGUAAGAGUUGUGAUUUCUCUGUAAUUAUUAUGAAUUGUGCAAUAAUUUAAA